AUGUCAAAGGCAAGGAAUAGCAAUCGGGACAAUUUAGAUGCCAGACACUCUGAGGACCUCAAGGAGCCUCUUUAUGCCAAGACCGCUCACUUCCCACCCCCACGCUCCGCAAGCGAAGGAUCAGCGACACAGCUGCGAGCAUGCUCGUGGACUUCGAAGGGCAAUAUCCCCUUUCUACUAACCGGGCUCGGUUCGAGAGCUUGCGACUACAUAUUCUCUUGGCAGACGGAGAAUUGCUGUUCUCCUUCAGUGACAAAGUUGCAAUUAUGA
Messenger RNA from Pseudovirgaria hyperparasitica, 270 nucleotides. RefSeq lists its product as uncharacterized. The coding region runs from base 1 to 270 and encodes 89 amino acids. The record is from RefSeq and is a predicted model, not a curated record. Lineage: Eukaryota; Fungi; Ascomycota; Dothideomycetes; Acrospermales; Acrospermaceae. The transcript is spliced from 2 exons.